Oryzias melastigma (Indian medaka) is the source of this 1245-nucleotide messenger RNA. It is a transcript of the gene sult1st6, whose product is annotated as sulfotransferase family 1, cytosolic sulfotransferase 6. NCBI's taxonomy places the organism in Eukaryota, Metazoa, Chordata, Actinopteri, Beloniformes, Adrianichthyidae. Gene Ontology annotation, biological process: sulfation. Gene Ontology annotation, cellular component: cytoplasm. The record is from RefSeq and is a predicted model, not a curated record. Gene Ontology annotation, molecular function: sulfotransferase activity.
AGGAACCACAGAAACCCAGAGGAGUAAUUUCUGGCGAACGUGAGGAGGAGACAAUGACUUCGUGACGAGUAAGUAUGCACAGUCACUGUGGGCUUUCCCCGACAAGCAGGAAGAUAUUUUAUAGCAGUGGGACUCUAAAGGUGUGCAGAAGGCAAAUCAGCCGUGAAUGCUGACAAGCAGCUGAAGCUGGAAGCUGAAGGAGAACAACCGCCGUGGCCUUUCUGGAGCCGUCUGACUGAGGAGAAUCGGCUUCUGGAUUUGUAGACUUUUGCUGGAGUCAGUCAUGUCAGAAGAAGAAGGAAAUCUCUCCUACAAAGAGGCCAUUGAGAAGGCCAGCUCCUCCAUCACUCGCUUCCCUCUCAUCCAUAUCAGAGGCGUUCCGCUCAUGUGCCACAUUGCCAGCAACUGGGACUCCAUCUGGGCUUUCCGUCCCGACCCGUCAGACCUCCUGAUCGCCACCUAUCCUAAAGCAGGCACCACGUGGACUCAGGAGAUAAUCGACCUGCUCCUCCACAACGGAGAUGCUGAAGCCUGCAAACGAGCUCCGACUCCCAUCCGCAGCCCCUUUCUGGAGAUCUGCUCCCCUCCUCCAAUUCCCUCAGGACUUGAUCUUCUCAAGAAAAUGGAUCCCCCAAGAGUCAUCAAGACUCACCUGCCCUUCCAGUUGGUGCCUCCUGGGUUUUGGGAGAACAAAUGCAAGGCAAUAUAUGUUGCACGCAAUGCCAAAGACAACCUGGUGAGCUAUUACUACUUUGAUCUGAUGAACAAGACUCAACCUGAGCCAGGACCUUUUGACGGAUACAUCGGCAAGUUCAUGAGAGGAGAGUUGUCAUGGGGCUCCUGGUAUGAUCAUGUGAAGAGUUACUGGGUGGAGAAAGAGAAGAGGAACAUCCUGUACCUUUUCUAUGAGGACAUGAAGGAGAAUCCUCGCCGUGAAGUUCUGCGCAUCAUGAAGUAUCUGGACUUGUCCGUUUCUGAUGAGGUCAUCAACCAAAUCGUGGAGCUGACGUCCUUCAAGAGCAUGAAGGAGAACCCCAUGGCCAACUACUCCUGCAUCCCAUCUCCUGUGUUUGAUCAGUCCAUCUCUCCGUUCAUGAGAAAAGGUGAAGUAGGCGAUUGGAAAAAUCAUUUCACGCCCGAGCAGGCAAAGAUGUUCGACGAGGAUUAUGAGCAGCAAAUGAAGGAUGUCAACAUACCUUUCAAGAGUCUCAUCUGAGGAAUCAAUCCAGAAAAUGAAAAAAAAAA